AACACAUCAUAAUCCCUCUCAUUCUGAUUCCAUCAAGAGGAAAAAUGCCCACAAUCUUCUGGAAGAACAUUCUCAAAUGCCUACCCACCAUAAACCCAUCCUCACAUCCAUUGGCCUCAGAGUUGCAGGAGUAUAGCGAUCCAAUAUUACCAUCAUCCACUACCCUCAUCUCCCCGCCUACCACAUCAAUUAUUAUCAAGAACUUCAACUCCCCCUACGACCUCUCCUCAGCACCCACCUCCAAAUCCCUCAGUACUCCCUCCACCAACUCCUUCUCCUCCUCUUACUCCGACUCAGACACAGAAUCAAAUCUUGAUUUUGCCUCCAUUCUCGCCUCCCAACGUUUCUUCUUCUCCUCCCCCGGCCGCUCCAACUCCAUCAUCGAGUCCUUGCCAGAGCCCCAGACACCAGUCAGUGGAGGUGUCGCGAUUAAAAAGUAUUCACCAGAUCCUUAUACGGAUUUUAAAGAUUCAAUGCAACAGAUGAUUGAAGCAAGAGAGCUAAGGGACGUUAGGGCUAAAUGGGACUACUUGCAUGAGUUGCUCUCUUGUUAUCUUAAAUUAAACCCUAAAAACACUCACAAGUUUAUCAUUAGUGCUUUUGCUGACAUAGUAGUUUGCUUAUUGUCUUCGCCCUCGCCGGAAUCCGACAGACAACGGGAACCUGACGGCCUUCGUCGGUGACAUAAGGUUUCACGUUUCUUGGAGUGAUGUCAAUGAUGUACAUCUUUUAAAUUUGGUUUUGCUAGGUAAAAAGAAAUUAAGGGCAUUCGUGAUGCAUGUUAGAGGAGGCACGUUUUUUCGUUGUUUUGUGGAAUCACUUGUAUCUGGUGAAAAGGGAUGUUUUCAUGCAUGAAGACAGUAAAGGUCAUUUGCAAUGGAGGUAAAGUACAUUAUAAUAAGUUUGGAAACCAAGGAAUUCGCGUGGGAUGUUAAUGUCUCGAUGCAUGUUUUAAUUUUGAAGG
Molecule: messenger RNA, 964 nt
Organism: Populus euphratica (Euphrates poplar)
Lineage: Eukaryota; Viridiplantae; Streptophyta; Magnoliopsida; Malpighiales; Salicaceae
Product: transcription repressor OFP12
Exons: 1
Coding region: 45-683 (212 amino acids)
Biological process (GO): negative regulation of DNA-templated transcription
Source: RefSeq, a predicted model, not a curated record